This is a messenger RNA of Suillus paluster, 819 nucleotides long. RefSeq lists its product as uncharacterized. The coding region runs from base 1 to 819 and encodes 272 amino acids. Lineage: Eukaryota; Fungi; Basidiomycota; Agaricomycetes; Boletales; Suillaceae. The transcript is spliced from 6 exons. The record is from RefSeq and is a predicted model, not a curated record.
AUGGCUCAAGCACCACCCACACCACCUCCCAUGAGCGCGACAGAGCUUCGUGAUGAAGCUCGAGACUCCAUUGCCUCCUCGGCGGAAUCCUUGCACGCCACCACAUCAUCCAACAGCCCAGGCCGCAGCGUGGAAAUCGCCCCUCAGCUCCCCGCUGCCCAAGAUAUAUAUCAACAAGUUUUCCCCCAGCUAUCUGAUCUGGCCGAGCAAAGGAACUUCAUUGGCAUCAUUAACAUCGCUGAACUCCACGACUUGAACGGUUCUAAUGACAAAAGUUUCACCAGAUUGCUUUUGAUUGCCCCCUUAGUUCUGGCUUAUAUGGUGAUGGACGACUUGACACCCGCUCAGCAUGCCCUUGCACGUCUACCUGAUAAUGUCUCCUUGCAUCCCCUGUCGCACGCACUUGCUGCGCUCUUGGCGUCCGCUUUAGAACGAAAGUAUGAAAACACUUACUCGCGAGCCCAAGAGCUGUUCCAGAUGUCGCAGCAAAGCGACUUUCCUGAUCCAAGGCUGGGAAAAACUGUUGCUCUACUGGUUAACAGCUUCCUCGAUGCAUUCCGUAGGAAAACGUUCGCGCUUGCUUCGCGAGCGUUUGCAUGCCUCCAUGUCACGGAAGCUCAGAAAUUACUUGGGCUGGGACGGCAGGAGGUGCUUUCAAUUGCGAACAACAACCACUGGCAGUUCGACGGCGCCAGUGGUGUAUUGCGACCCCCGAAUGCUUCUCUACCUGCUCUCAUUGCUACAAAACCUGUACCGCCAUCCUCCGUGAUGACUUUCGAUCUCGUUGUGAACGGUGUUACAACCUCAGAAGUAUAUUAA